AUAACCCAUAACCCAUAACGUACCCAACUGGUUACUGCAGACGGCCUGCAGACAGUCAACUGAUUUUUUUUUUCGCCAUUCUUGUCGUGCCGCCACCCCUCUCAUUUCUUACGUGCAUCGCAUCAAAAAUUAACCCCGGACUUACGCUUGAUAAGCGCGUUUAAAACGCCCCUCCUAUAAUUCAACAUAUUCAUCUUCACCUCACAAUGCGUCGCGCUUCCGUACACUUGACCGACCCCUCUCGAAAUAUCGAGGAAUCAAUAGGCACUCCAGACCCGACAUCUGUAGAUUCCGAUCUAGAUAUGAAUUUGACAACAGACGAGGAGGGCGUUAGGAUAUACACCCCUCCUCCUCACAUAGCUGCUCGGUUUUAUCGACCUAGCCAGAAUCGUCGAAAAGAGUCAGCCGCCUCAUCACGCCGUAACUCCAUAUCGUCUGCGCAUUCGCGGUCCUCCCAUGGUUUCAACCACCAUGGCGGCCCACAGAGCAAAUACAUUGCCCAACAGAUGCGUCGCGCCUCGAUACUCGAGGAUCGCAAAGCCCGUCUGGCUGACAGGGCAGCGCAUGCUGAAAAGGUGCGCUUGAGAGCGGCUAUGGCAAAGGUUGCUCAGCAAAAGAUCUCCAACAUGGAAGAGCGUGCGUUGGCCGCUGCUCAGGCUAGAGAGAAGAACCUAGCCGAAAUUGUCGCUGCGUGCGCUGAGGAAGUAAAACGGGCCAAAGCAGUGGCCGAAAGCAUGAAAGAAAAGAGGGAGCAAGAGCUGCGUAAGCUCAGGUCCCAGAUGGAGGAGCGGUUGGCUGAGGCCGAGAGGAGAAGGGAAGAAUUACGCAGUCGCCAUACCGCGAAACGAUCUAGGGGUCAGAGCAUAAUGGCGAAGAGAUCUGAUACGAGUAGUAUGCCAGAGGAGGAACAAGAAUCCUCAAGCAUAAGUGACAUUGUACCCAUGAGCGAGGAUGUAGCAGCGUCCAAGAUCCAAUGGUGGUGGAGAGGAGUAAUGAGAAGGAUAGCGGUACGCCAGUUCUCUGAGCUUGGCUUGAACAUUGAUAGUGUCAGGGAUACCUCGUUUGAGCAGGUGACGGAACUACUGGCUCAGGAGAGGGUUCUCCUGUUCACGUCAAGAGUCUUGCGUAUCUGCGGCUUGCAGGAGGGCGAAUCUGGCUCAGUGGAUGAGAUGACCGCUGUCCGCACGUUCCUGAGCGCUUUCUUAAUUUUGGGCCAUCCUACCCAGGUCCUUAGCAAUAAAGAUCACAGGGGAGAACAGGAGCAGGUUGGAUCUUCUCAAGGGCAACCCAUUCCUCAUGAUGAUCUAGCUAAUCCGCAGUUACAGGAUCUCGUCGGCAAGGCGCGAGAUUUGCUAAUCUCCUUCGAGACUAUCCUUUCUCGUCUGACAUCGAUGAAUAAUUAUACAGUUCCUCCGUCGUUGCAGGCAGCUCUACCAGAAUCGUACGCGACAUUCCACAAUGCCUUCAUAGCAUGGAAGGCCCGUGAUUCGAAUGCGUUAGUCGAAGUCAUGGUCCUGCAAUUCGUGGAACUUGAUGCCAUACUUGAGACCGUUAAAGAUCGUACCGAAGAGGCUGUUGCCGAGUCUUAUCGACAGAGUAUCAAGGACAAUCAACUGAUGCUGAUGGUCCGAAUAAAGAGACUAGCUGGCCCUGAGCGAGGCAAGAAAAUGAUUUUCGAUGCUGUCAAGCAAGCGAGGAAGGCCAGGGCUGCGAAAAAGCCUACAGGCGAUAUGAAACCACGAGCCACCGAACAUACCCUUAGCGAUAGCAAGUCGAUCGCAGGCAACGCAUCGGCCGAUCAUGUUGUCUCUUCGCAGUUGCAGACCUUAACACCGCCGCCUUCUCCGCUCCAGGAGAAAGAGCUGAAAUUAAAUAUAAGUCAGCCGAGUUAUCCCCCGAUUCUCCCUGACAAUCGGGUAAUUGUUCACGAGUUGGCCAUCAACCGGGAGUAUCGCAUCGAGUAUCAGCAUUUUCAGGAGCAGCAUAAGCUUCGCAUGGACCCUCUGUUCCAGGAUCUAAAAACCGGCCCUAGAGACGCAGAGAAGGAGUUCCAUUAUCUUAUGAUUAUGGCCAACUACAUCAGAGAUAGACUCCAGCAUCUGGUCAAACCUGGUUCAUCCAUGUACACUUUUAUCGGCGAAAUUCUUGACACCGAGGUCUCACAACAGCAAUUCCUAGCCGGUAGCUUUUCGUAUGAGCGAUUUUUCUCAUCUAUGGGGUCUCUUCUCCCAAAGCUCUGCGCUCCGGUUCGUGACGACGAGGUAAAGGAUCUGGUUCAGAACAAACUUAGCCAAGGAGAUGUCGUUGACCGCCUUGAAGCACUCCUUUCAUUUAUCGAUACUAUGCUUUAUGAUUACGCCAACUACAUGUUGCAAGUUGCAGCACCAUGUCUUGUAGAGCAUGCUUCUGCGUACGAAACUAAAAGAUUUGCCGAAGAGCUGGAGAAUGGUACAAUUACACUUCACCGCGCGGAGGCUUCUUGGCGAAAUGCGCGCAAUAAGGUGCAUGCGGAAGUCUCGCGCCGUGACCCCGAGGGAAUCAAUCACCCACGCUCGCGGCCCACUCCGGACAAAAUCUAUUGGCAGAUGCUAUUGGACGAGUUUACGCAACCGUUACCAUCAGACGAGACCGUACCAGAGCCGCUCGCCCUUGACGUAAAACGCCGUGCCCGUAUAGGCCGUCAGACGAUGCGCAUUGUCACAACAGGUGCCAUUCUCCUGCAGUGCAAGAAUAUGCUCAAGCGCGAUGUCCGAGCUCCUUGGAGGACGGAAGCUGGCCGCAUCCUGACCGUUCUUGAGUCUUUAGAUGACGAUUCAAAGCCACUUCCAUUGUCUGCGGCUACCCACGGCAUUAUGGCAGCACUCGAGGCUGGGCGAUCUAUGCCAACAGCCACCAAGACACACUUACAAGCCCUUGUAACCAAAGUCCUCGCCGCUAGCAUGGAUGCAAAGCGUGACAACGCGGACCCCAGAGAACCGGUACUGAAAUUGCUUCUGACUCGAAUCAGGAGCCACAUCCUGGCUAGGUUGCAAGCCGGUUCUGCGAGCGAAAAAGUCAAGGCCACCAGUACAGCCGGGGAAAAGCUCGCAAGCAUCGGACUGCCUGAAUUUGUGGAGAAAGUGCGAGAGAUCGUCGAUGAGAUUGUUAAAGUAGGGGUUGUAGAUCGAGAAGCCCAUGGGGUAUGGUGGGAAGAAGUAGCUGAGAAGAUAAACGGAGAGGAGUCAGUUGCUCCGUCGGCAACUUCAUGAAGUGUGAGAUAGCAGCUAAUUGGGGGAUUGGGGGAAUACAUUCG
Messenger RNA from Daldinia caldariorum, 3292 nucleotides. RefSeq names its product T-complex protein 11-domain-containing protein. The transcript has a single exon. Bases 207 to 3248 code for a protein of 1013 amino acids. The record is from RefSeq and is a predicted model, not a curated record. Lineage: Eukaryota; Fungi; Ascomycota; Sordariomycetes; Xylariales; Hypoxylaceae.